Messenger RNA from Gasterosteus aculeatus aculeatus (three-spined stickleback), 7304 nucleotides. It is a transcript of the gene mast3a, whose product is annotated as microtubule associated serine/threonine kinase 3a. The record is from RefSeq and is a predicted model, not a curated record. Gene Ontology annotation, biological process: intracellular signal transduction; peptidyl-serine phosphorylation. Gene Ontology annotation, molecular function: ATP binding; magnesium ion binding; protein binding. NCBI's taxonomy places the organism in Eukaryota, Metazoa, Chordata, Actinopteri, Perciformes, Gasterosteidae.
CAUUGAACCUCACAAGAGAACAAUGAAGGAUUCACAUCGCUGCGGCCCACACAACUUGUGACAUCCACGGACUGAAGACUAACCAUUGUUCUAUUCGGGAUGAAAAAAGAACCCACGGUGCCAUCGAGUGACGGAUCAAUCACCGCUAUUCAGCUCGACUUCAAGGCGCAUUUGUUCUGCAUCCUCUGCCGCCAAGGAGACACCGUGAUGGUAGAUCAACUGCAUGUCCCACGACACAUGGCAGAUUGCACUGGUUUCUACGCGCACGUGUAGCGCCACAGCGUAUCCAUGGUAACAACAAAGGUCUGUUAAGAAGAUCCAUGAGACCGAGGCUUCGCCGAAAUGGGAACAAGGGACCCUCACAGAACAAAGUGUGGAGGAGGUGACGGGAUGUUUUGUGGAUGUGUUGAUCUGAAAACACCAAGUACAAACCAGGAGAACCCGCUGCCUAUUUGACAACAGGUGGACGAAUCUCAACGAACAGGUGUGGUCGGCAGGCGGGGUUACCCCCCACCCGACCUCUUCCGCCCCUCGUCAUCAUUGGCUGGAAGCGGUCACCUCUUUCGGGGCCGGUCGUGCAGCUCGCCCGGGGGAGGAGGUGGAGCGAUUGUACCCUGCUGCUGGGCGGGGGGCGCAGUACGGACUAACCGUUCGGAGAUCCGCUGGGUUUUUUAAUCGUCACCAAUGAUGGAUGAGCCGAAUAUCCUGCGACGUCGCGGUUUACAGAAAGAACUGAGUCUUCCUCGCAGGGUAAAUGUUUCCCGUAACAACAAGAGAAGGAGCCUGGCGGUGGGGACCACGUCGCCCACGCUCUCGCGGCCUCUUUCACCUCUCCCACUGGCCACAGCUGGCAACAGCCCCUCAGAAAGCCCCAGAAAUGUUUCUGCCAGCACCUCUGCCAACUUCCAGUUCGCCCGAAGCCAACUGGCACGCACUGAAAGGGCGGAUGGGCGAAGGUGGUCCGUGGCGUCUGUUCCCUCCUCUGGAUACUGCACCAAUGCCCCCAGUUCAUCAGUAUCUUCCUCUUCUUCCCAGGAGCUAUUGCACCAGUUGCCCUUCCAGCCCACACAAGAUGAUCUCCACUUCCUGUUCAAACAUUUCCGCAGCACGGAGAGUGUGGCGGACGAGGAAGGAGCACAGGCCCCGCCUCCUGUCAGGCUCCGCUCUCGCAGUCUCAGCCCUGGACGAACCUGUGGAACAUUUGACAAUGAAAUUGUCAUGAUGAAUCAUGUCUACAAAGAACGCUUUCCUAAGGCGACAGCCCAGAUGGAGUGUCGACUGCUCGACAUCAUCGCAGAGUGUUCCCCAGACACGGCCCUGCCCCUGGCUGAUGGCGUGCUGGGAUUCAUUCAGCACCAGCUGGUGGAGCUCGCCAGAGACUGCCUGGACAAGUCCCAGCAAGGCCUGGUCACCUCCAGGUACUUUGUGGAGCUUCAGGAGAAACUGGAGAAGCUGCUGCACGAGGCGUAUGAGCGAUCAGAGAGCGAGGAGGUGACCGUCAUCACCAAGCUGGUCAAGAAGAUUCUCAUCAUCAUCUCUCGGCCGGCCAGGCUCCUGGAGUGUCUGGAGUUUGAUCCAGAGGAGUUUUACCAACGUUUGGAGGCUGCAGAGGGUCACGCCAAGGUGGGCCACGGCAUCAAGACUGAUAUUCCCAGAUACAUCAUCAGCCAGCUCGGCCUCAACAGGGAUCCCUUAGAAGAGAUGGUUCACCUGGAGCAGACAAGUCCACUGCACAGAGCGGCCAGCAGAGAGUCUGAUGACACGGGAGACGCAACACCUUCCCAGAGCCGCGCAGCCGGCACCCCUCCUCGUAGGAAACCACUGGAGAGCGACUUUGAGACUAUCAAGCUCAUUAGCAAUGGCGCCUACGGGACUGUGUUUCUGGUGCGCCACAAGGAAACCCGUCAACGCUUUGCCAUGAAGAAGAUCAACCGGCAGAACCUGAUUCUUAGAAACCAGAUCCAGCAGGUGUUUGUUGAGCGAGACAUCCUCACCUUUGCUGAAAACCCAUUUGUGGUUUCUAUGUUCUGCUCUUUUGAGACACGGAGGCACCUUUGCAUGGUCAUGGAGUAUGUGGAAGGGGGAGAUUGUGCCAAUCUAUUGAAGAACAUUGGUCCUCUGCCUGUGGACAUGGCUCGGAUGUAUUUUGCAGAGACCGUCCUGGCUUUGGAGUAUCUCCACAACUACGGCAUCGUGCACAGAGACCUGAAACCUGACAAUUUGUUAAUAACCUCCUUGGGACACAUUAAGCUGACAGACUUUGGGCUGUCAAAGAUUGGUCUAAUGAACAUGACCACCAACUUGUAUGAAGGACAUAUUGAAAAGGAUACUAGAGAGUUCCUCGACAAACAGGUGUGUGGCACUCCAGAGUACAUUGCUCCAGAGGUGAUCCUGAGGCAGGGCUACGGGAAGCCAGUAGACUGGUGGGCUAUGGGCAUCAUCCUCUAUGAGUUCUUAGUGGGCUGCGUGCCUUUCUUUGGAGACACACCAGAAAAGCUUUUUGGUCAGGUGGUCAAUGAUGACAUCAUCUGGCCUGAGGGGGAAGACGCUCUGCCAGCUGAUGCCCAGGACCUUAUCACCAGAUUGUUGAGACAGAGCCCUCUGGAGCGCCUGGGAACAGGUGGAACCACUGAGGUGAAGAUGCACCUAUUCUUCUUUGGUUUGGACUGGAACGGCCUCUUGAGACAGAAAGCUGAAUUUAUACCUCAACUAGAGACGGAGGAUGACACCAGCUACUUUGACACCCGAUCAGAGCGCUUCUGUCACCUGGACUCAGAUGACGACGAUGAAACCAACGAUGAUGAGUCGUCUCUGGAGCUCCGACAGUUCUCCUCCGUGGCCCACCGCUUCAGCAAGGUGUACAGCAGCACGGAGCACCUGUCCACCUCCACGCCGUCCAACCAGAGCCUGUCGUCAUCAGAGCGAAGCGUCAGCGAGGAGAAGGAGGAUCGAUGGGACGGAAGGGGAGUCCUCUCCCCUGGCGAUGGACACAAACACUUGGCCAGUGGAGACAAGAGGACAGAUGGACACAGGGGAAGGUGGGAGCAUGAAACUCUGCGUCCUCGUGCGUCGUCGAGCUCCUCCCAGUCAGAGCGCAGUGCGAGCCCACUGGUGAUGAACAGCACCCAGAGCCUCGACAUCAUGCCUCGCUUCGCCAUCUCUGCCGAGGAGGAAGACGGGAUGGUCUCCAACUUCCGGCGCAUUCGGCUCCGAAGCAACAGCACAGGCACCAGGCCUUCCUUCCGACGAGGGGCGUCGCGGCGCAUCGCCCACCAGCUGGAGACCCCCGAGAAGCCCAGGUCCUCAGCUGGAAAAGUGCCCAAGUCUGCCUCUGUCUCUGGCCUCUCCCUCAUCAUCACCCCAGAUGACUCUGCAGGUCCUCCUACGAGCCCCAAAUCGUCCUUGUCCCUGUCGUCCAAUCCCUCGUCCAGAGAUUCGUCCCCCAGCAGGGACCUGUCCGUUAGUGUCAGCUGCCUCAGACCUCCUGUGGUCAUCCACAGCUCGGGGAAGAGAUUCGGCUUUGCGUUGCGGGCUAUCAGAGUGUACAUGGGAGAUAGUGACGUCUACACGGUUCACCACAUGGUCUGGUGUGUUGAGGACGACAGUCCAGCACUCGAAGCAGGAUUGAGAGCUGGUGACCUCAUCACUCACGUGAACGGGGAGUCGGUCCAGGGACUCGUCCACACCGAGGUGGUGGAGCUCCUGCUCAAGAGUGGGAACAAGGUGACCCUGCAGACUACUGCACUGGAGAACACUUCUAUCAAGGUGGGCCCUGCCAGAAAAGCCAGCUACAAGGCCAAAAUGGCCCGACGCAGCAAGAAGAGCAAAAGAAAGGACGGACAGGACAGCCGACGUCGUAGCAUCUUGAAGAAGCUGUCUAAGCACACUCCUCCUCCACCCAUGCAGAGUAGUCGUAGCUUCUCGUCGGGUUUCCACCAGUCAUCUAGCGACAGCCUCUCCGGCUCUCCCACGCAGUCUCUCUCUCCUGGGCCUUCUACGCCUUGUCGCUCUCCUGCUCCUGAUCACUCUGGAGAUUCAAGUUCCUCUCCUUGCUCCAGCUCCCCUAACUCGCCUGUCCCACAGGCCCGUCCCAGUUCCUUACACGUGUUGGGUCGCUACAACAAAGCCGGUCGCUGCAAGUCCACCAGCAGUAUCCCUCCCUCACCGCUGGCCUGCAUCCCCCCUCCUCAGCCCGUCUCUCCGCAGUGCUCUCCCUCCUGCCUCCCCAGUCACCCCAAGUCCCUGCAGGGUUUCCAUGGCAAGACUUUGUCCCCCCCCACCAUCACCCGCCAUUCUGUGCGUCCCCGCAGUGCAGAACCGCCACGGUCGCCGCUCCUCAAGAGGGUCCAGUCUGCAGAGAAGCUGACAGGCGACAAGACGACGGGGGGUUACCAUGUAGAUAGGAAGGCCUACAGCACCCGUCGCCAUACCAUGGAGGUUCCUCUGUCUGAAGGGGAGGGGCUGGAGGACAUGGAGGGCUACACCGCCACCGGGUUCGUCUGUGUCGGCGAGCACGGCCGUCAGGGUCUCUACAUAGGAGGGCAGAGGGGCCACCAGGACACGGCCAGUGGGGGCAGCGAGCAUUACCGCUCUACCACCUCGCCACAGCACCGCGGCGGCAGCCACCACUCCGAAGAGGUGGUGGUGAUGAGGAAGCUGGCGCUGUCGGAGCGAAGGGACUCCUUCAAGAAACAGGAGGCCGUGCAGGAAGUGAGCUUCGAUGAUCUGGAGGAGAGAGAGACAACGCCGAGCCCAACGCUUCCCGUCACGCAGCAGAAAGCAUUCAAGGCAUCCUGGAUGAACUCGGCCCAGUCAGAGUCUGCCGUGAGGCCGGAAAGAAGUGGAUCGCAGGGUUCAAAAACUCCUCAGAAAGCCAAGUCGAAGGACAAAGAAGGGUUUUAGUUGUGUCACUUCGAGCCUCAGUGAGGAGGGGAGAAGUGAAGUCUUUGACCUGCUACUGUAAUUUCAUUUGAAGGCCUUGCAUGUGUGUCCAGAAAGCUGUGACCAAGUCCCAAAUCAUCACAGGCAACUGCUUGAAGACAGAAGAACAAAAUAACAUUGAUGUACAGUGUCUCAGUAAUAUAUGCAUCCUGCAACACUGUUAACAACAGAAUGACUGCCAAACCAUGUUUACUUCCUAGUUGCUUGUUUCUUCUCUUGGUUCUCAAAUCACUGUGGCACCUGUGACCGAUGCAUUUUAUUUAUGACUUUUUAUGUUCAUCCUGUUUUUCUGGCUGCUGAAAAUGCCUCAGAUGCUUCAGCUGCUCUUAGUUCAGGAAACGCACAAAAGAACAGGCGCACAGAAAUAUGUCAAUGUGGUUUUACAGCAGUUGCAGAAAAGGGCAGGUAACGGCAGUCAAUAUCGUACCAUUUCCUCUUCUUUUUUUAUACCUCAAUACCUGCCAAGAACUGGGUGUUGUUUCAUGUUCAGAUUGGGUCUUUGGAACCUGCAGCAUAUAGUGUAUAUUACGGAAUUUCAGACGAUCCUCUGCGUGCUGCCUCUCUGUCACGCUGAUCAUUUCACGGACCAUUUCAACCAGUCGAUUCCAAACUUUGGCCUUGCAUUAACAUCUUUUGACGGACAACAAUAUAAACUAUCUUAUUACUUGGAAGUCUAGCUGUGGUGCCAAAGCAUGGUUUAGCCAUAGGAAUCCAUUUGAAAAGAGGUACUGUAGUUGUAUAUAAGAAGCUUCAUGCAUGCAUGGGCUCUUCUUUCACUUCCUGUCUGUCCUUUAAAAACCACGUGUCACUCCUCCAGCAGUGGUGUAAGUCAUUACCUGAUCCACAUACAGGUGUGUAGAUCAAGCUCUGUGACUACAUGGAUCCGGGCUGUUGUCGCUGUCCUGUAAAACCUUGUUGAAUCGAGCCUCCGUCCAGCUCCCUCACGUAGUCUAGCUCAAGUGUGUUGCACAAGUUGUUGUAGCCGUAUAACAGUUUUAGAGCACAUUCAUAUUUUAGGACGACUUACUCCUGCGUAGGAUUCAACAAACUUGUUCCCUUGGCUGUUUUCUGUUAAUGCGUGUUAUGAAUGAAUGUUUACCUUAUCGGGGGAACCUGAGUGUGACAUUUUCAUGGUAUUUGUUAAAUUAUUAGCCCCAAAAAAAGAACAUAAUUCAACCUGAAGGUCCUGAGUGGGUGAAGGAAUGAGUAGAGGUGAUAUCUUUUUGUAUAUUUUGAUAUGGAAACAGUCUUGUUGCAGUUCUGAUAACCUAUGCUGUUGAUGUAUGUUGUAUAAACAAUGGUGGACCUUAUAACAGCUGUAGAUGGUGUUUGAAAGUGACCUUGUAAGGGCGUAUGGACUACAUUGUGUGACGUGACAGGGUCUUAAUCUCAUGUUGCAAUCAGCCUCAAAGGAUUGUGCAUGCUUCACAUCCCAGAAGAAUAUUGCCAAAAUGGUAUAACACAUUUUAUUUCUUUUGUUUUUAAUGACUGGAAAUUAUAAAUCCAAAGGGCCUUGAAUUCUUAAACGUGAUGCUAAGUAACUGAUUUGAGUUUUUACAGUAGUAUUUAGUUAAGAUAUGGGAUUGUGUUUUCAGCUAUGUAUUCUUUAUUUUAUACGUUUGCGGCCAUUCUUAAUCUCUUCCUUAUUGUUUUCAUUCAGGAACACUUUGCAUUAGUAACCAAAAAUGCUUCCGGUCUUGUUUCAGAUUGAUUAUUUACAAAGAAGCGUUUUUUUAAAUUCAAUGAUGACAGACAUGUAUAUUGUUGCCUAAUGGAGGGAACCAGUAAUGUGGAAAUUCAUAACAGAUGUUUAGCACAUACUAAGCCUUGAAAUGUGGUCAGAUAUUGUGAGGUUCAAAUUAGAAGUUAGAAGUUUGUUCGUCUGCUCGGGGGAAACUAAACAUUUUUGUGUGUAUGGGAUUUAUCCCUGAAUUUUUAAUGCAAUAUACAAUAUACAUAUACAUAUGUAUUUUUUUUAUGAUUUCAGUUUUUUUUAUUUUGUACCCCAACCAAAACAGUGAUAGUGUCUCUUAAGUUGAAUCAUCAUUUUAUACUUUUUUACUAUUUUUUGGGGGUCUCAGCAGCAACAAUCCGUGCCAGCGGUGAGAACAACUCAUCUCUGUUUGUGUCACCAUGUGUGGGAUGAACGCCAUGUCUUCACAGCGACCAUUCUCCAUCUUGUUUCUAACGUCUUCCACACUUGCUUUAGUGUUUUCAAAAAGAUAUUGUUCUCCUUUCGACCCCUUGAAAUUUCUACCACGUGGGUAUCUGAUGCGGACUGGUGUGAUAUUGUUUUUUUUAUUGUCUUAACAGUGCUUGAAAUAAAUGCAUUACAAAGAGACUACAAAGUCCAGGACUACAAA